CCUGGCCCCCCUCCCCGUGGAUCCCCUACCCUUCGUCGUCCCGGCCGAGAGGGAGGCGCGGCCCCAAUUCCUACCGCCUCCGGCCGCCAUCGCCGCGGCCGGGAAGACCUCGUCUAUCGCCUCCGCCGAGCACAAACGCCGCGCGGUCACUCCCUCCAUGUUCUCCCGCGGCCGAAUUCUCCACGCGACGCGCUCCGCACUCGGCUGCUUCGUGCCGGCGCCCCGCAGCGCCGUCCUCUCCUCUCCCCGGAGUCUAGUGUGGGCAGAGAUCCGUCCUGGUUUGGUCUCGGUCCGAUUCCUUCCCGUGCAGGAUUUUUGUUAAUGAUGGGGGAGAAUAAAUGGAUGGGAAAAAGAUGGGAGGACAUGGACACUGAUGUCCUUGUGAAAAUAUUCAAGGAAUUAAAUUUGGUUGAGCUGUCACCGGUAUCUCAAGUUUGUCGUUUGUGGCGUUCGGCCUGUUCAGAUCCACUUAUUUGGGGCACUCUUGACUUUGGAUUGUUAAAAUCCAAUUUUAUUCAGACAAGAGCAUCACCAUAUAUUUGGGUUGAUGAUAGGUCUGACAAGAGACUUGCAAGAAUACUACGUGUGGCUAUGGCAAUUAGCUGUGGGAAUGUCAAUUGCAUGAUAUUCCAUUACAAUUUGUUCAUGAAAGAUGAGCACCUUCAUUUCAUCUCAGAAAGGUCUCCUCACCUAAAACGAUUGGUUAUGCCAGCAUGGAACCGCAUCACCAAAGUGGCAAUAUGUCAAGCUAUCCAAAGGUGGCAGGAGCUGGAGUCCAUGACAAUGCCUACCAUUGGACAUCCUCCAUAUAUUAUGGAAGAGAUAGCAAGGAGCUGCAAGAAUUUCACAGAACUUAAGAUCAUGGGCUCAUUUGAUCAACAAUUUGCCUCGGCAAUUCUGCAGUUCCUUCCAAAGUUGAAAGUGCUGAGCCUUCGUUGCUCUAAAGUGUCCAUGGAUGCACUCCAGUGCUUGCUGAACUCUAUGGAAUAUCUUGAGGUUCUGAAUAUUUCGCACUGCCUGCUAUUGGUCAUUGCGGCAAAUGGGCGGAAGCAAGUGGUUCAUGAACUGGACAGCCAAAUUUUCGAGAGAGCUUCACGGCUGCGUGAAUUCCACUACUGCCAGAGUAGGUUGUGCGUCGCAUGCCAGCGGAUGGUGGUGGACGAAGGCAUCAUGCGCUGGUACAGGUACGAGGAUUGGUUUUGGCGUCGGGACGAGGUGAGGUCCCUUGAUCUGCAAGAUUAUGGGAAGCUGUUUGAUGCUGGUUGCGAGAGGUUGACGUCUGUGGAGUAGAUGCUAAUAGUAAUAGGGGAACAAAACCCGCCUCCUCAGUGUAGAAACUUGUUCACUGGCAUUCAUAAAACAUAGCAAGCGACGAUCGAGUUGUGACAAUAGAUAAAUAAUAAUAUCGACAACAAUGUGCGUGAAUGGGGUGCGCGUGUGUUUAGCUAGUGUUGUAAAUCCAUGAAUAGUUCGUCUUGUUUGGAGUUUGUGAUAGCAGCCAGUAUGGUGACAAGAGUGCACAAUUCUGCUCAAUUUGUUUGGUUUUAUGUGAUGCUGAAUUGGACAUCAAUGAUAGUGUUUGGCUUUA
Messenger RNA from Sorghum bicolor (sorghum), 1588 nucleotides. RefSeq names its product F-box/LRR-repeat protein At3g48880. The transcript is spliced from 3 exons. Lineage: Eukaryota; Viridiplantae; Streptophyta; Magnoliopsida; Poales; Poaceae. The coding region runs from base 322 to 1290 and encodes 322 amino acids. Gene Ontology annotation, molecular function: protein binding. The record is from RefSeq and is a predicted model, not a curated record.